UUUCCGUUAGCGAAAUUGCCUGGCGAAAUGCUAACAAAUUAUACGACAACGAAAACUGGCGGAAUAUAUUUAACAAAUUAUCGAGUAGCAUUAGUGGAGCGUUCCAAGAAAGUUGUUGCAAACAUACCAAUUUUAUCAAUUGACGAAGUACAUGAUAUAGGAAAUCAUUUUCUACAAAUUAAUUGUAAAAGUGGUCGUAUCUAUAGGUAUAUAAGGAAUAUUUAUUCUUUUUUUUUGUCUUUUGUAUGCGAAACAUAUCCUCGUAGAUUUAUUGUACCGUCUGAUCUGUCGGAUCAACAUUUGGUUGAAGCAGCUGGUGCAAGAAUGUUGUACCGUUUUCCUGCAGUUGUGUGGUAUUCGAAGGAAAACGAGACAGUUCUCAUUCGAUGUAGCCAACCAUGGCAGAAUUUUUUUAUGUAUAGAAGUCAACAAGAUGAGCAAACAUUGAAGGCUAUGAGAUCUCGUCAUUCAGAAAAAUCUGUGAAAGAAGAUGAAAAACAAGGUUUGAUUUAUGGAAAGGGAAAUUCAUAUGUUUCUAUUUCUGUUGCAGAUUAUUAUUCUCCUGCUGAAGUGAUGUUCGCAGGUUUGCCGAAUAUUCAUGCAGUUCGGAACAAUUUUGCUGAUUUAAGAGCAAUACAGCACAAACGUGUGUUAAAAAGUUACUUGAAGAAAGUAAGUUGCUUAAAUUCGUUAUCAUUUAUUGCAUUUGUGCUUCAGUGGUGUUCCAUUUCUAUUAAAAAAUUUUUAGAAACUUCUGUGCUCGUCCAUUGUUCAGAUGGAUGGGAUCGAACUGCUCAAGUUACAACAUUAGCAAAAAUUAUCGCUGAUCCUUACUUUCGAACUAUAGAGGGUUUCGAAUUUUUGAUUCGUCGAGACUGGAUUGAAUUUGGUCAUAAAUUUGCGGAUAGAAGCGGUUUGUUCAAUAAUAAAAAUGAACAGUCACCAAUAUUUCUACAGUGGCUUGACUGCGUCCAUCAAAUUUUGCAUAAAUUUCCUGCUGCCUUUGAGUUUACGCAGGAGUAUUUGGUGAAAUUGGCGUUACACACUUAUUCCGGUCUCUUUGGGACAUUUUUAUUCAAUAGUUUGAAGCAAAAAGUGCAAAUAUUCAAAGAAGCUGGUGACCCCGACAUGUUUUCGAUUUGGGCUUAUUUAAGAGCAAAUACCAAUUUAUUGAAUGUGAUGUAUAUUCCACCUCCUGAUGGCAAGGGUUCAUUAAAAGUUGAUCCAAGGGGGCUUAGGCUUUGGAUUGAAGUUUAUGGAGGUCCCAGUUUGGAACGAUUUUUCACUGCUCCAUAUGAAUCUUUUUGUAAAAAAAGAUGGAAUGUUUUGCAAAACUCGUUACAAAUGCGUGAUUUAUUUGUUUUUUCUAUAUAA
Molecule: messenger RNA, 1374 nt
Organism: Dracunculus medinensis (Guinea worm)
Lineage: Eukaryota; Metazoa; Nematoda; Chromadorea; Rhabditida; Dracunculidae
Source: the annotation of a GenBank genome assembly